ACGCUAUUCCGUAUCCAAGACAUCUCUGCAGAGCCGGACUAAUCUUCUCAGAUAUCAAUAUACAUAAAACAAAAAUACACAUUUACUGUAUAUUUAGUUUUGUUCGUUGUGACUUUGCCAGAUAACAUACCAUUAAGAAAAAAAGUUUGCUGUCAACAAUGGCUGAGUUUGGUUUCAACGAACACCAUCAGAAUGAGGCCAUCAACUACAUGCGCUUUGCACGGUCCAAGAGGGUCAUCAGACUCAAGACCAUUGACUCCUGUUUCGAAGACCUCAAAGAAAGCAGGUUAGUGGAGGAGACCUUUACAGUGGACGAGGUGCGGGAUAUGCUGGACGGCCUGCAGCUGGUAGUGCGAGGGGAGGUAGAGACGGAGCUCAUCAACACGGCACACACCAAUGUGCUGCUGCUCCGGCAGCUCUUCUCCCAGGCCGAGAAGUUCUACCUCCGCCUGCAGACGGACAUCUCGGAGCUGGAGAACAGAGAGUUGCUGGAGCAAGUGGCUGAGUUUGAGAAGACUGAAUUAAAAAAUCAGAAUAAGACCAACCAGGAAAUUAGCAAGCCCAAGUUAGCACCACUCAAUGAAGGGGGGGUAUCUGAACUUCUCAACAAGGAGAUAUCCAGGCUACAAGAGGAAAAUGAUAAGCUCAAAGGCAGGCUCCGGACUUUGGAAACCCAGGCCAUGGGUGCGUUGGAUGAGAAGACGAGGGCAGAGCGGGCUCUUAAAGACCUGCAGAAAAUCCGGGGUGAAGAGCAGAUGGCCGCACGCUCGCAGGAAAUCACUAGUCUGGAAGACACAGUGGCAGCGCUACAUGAAGACUACCAGAAGUCCCUGAGUGUGAACGCUGCUUCCCAGAAAGAACUGCAGGACAGCCUGGUCUCUGCCAAACACGACCUGCUCAGGGUACAGGAACAACUGGCCCUGGCAGAGAAGGAGCUGGAGAAGAAAUUCCAACAGACAGCUGCCUACCGCAACAUGAAGGAGAUCCUCACCAAGAAGAACGAGCAGAUUAAGGAUAUCAGGAAACGGCUUUCAAAGUACGAGUCAGACGAAUGAGCACUCACACAACAGGACAAAAAAGUGAGGUUGAAACACAACAAGAGGUUAGAAAAGGCCCAAAACCUGGUAAUGUCAGUGGAGGAAGGCUGUGGCUCCUUUACCAUUUAUUUUAACCUCACUACUGGAGGCACUAUAAAAUGAAAUGAGGACCUGAGCAUAUCACAGGAGAAACAUCCAGAAUUGUAUCAUCUUGCUGAUCCAGCAGCUUUAAUAGUCAUUGGCUUUAGGUGAGGAUUGUGGGGGAUUAAGGGUUGGGGGCUAUCAACAGAUUGUCAGGUCAGUCUCCCCGGAUAAGAGCCCUGAAUGUCUUCUCUAUUCUGUCCAAUACAUAUCUAGGAGUUGAAUCCCUAGACAUGUAGAGCUUUUCGUGUAGUAGUUGGGUUUUCUUACUGCACUGUGCAAGUACUUUCACGUCCUUGACUAAAGAGGCCUUUCCGAAUAGGGGAGAUAUGCCUGAAGCAUUGCAGCCAUUUACUGUUAAUCUUUUUGAUGGUGAUGGGUAACAUUUUUUCAUGACACUGAUACAUACAGCUCUGGAACAAAUUAAGAGACUACUGCACCUUUUUCUUUCCUUUACUAAA
Molecule: messenger RNA, 1639 nt
Organism: Esox lucius (northern pike)
Lineage: Eukaryota; Metazoa; Chordata; Actinopteri; Esociformes; Esocidae
Gene: lztfl1
Product: leucine zipper transcription factor-like 1
Exons: 10
Coding region: 159-1055 (298 amino acids)
Biological process (GO): negative regulation of protein localization to cilium
Cellular component (GO): cytoplasm
Source: RefSeq, a predicted model, not a curated record